AGUCAUUUCGAAUCCCUGUCUUCCCUCCCCUUUUCCCCACUCCCCGUUUGGUCUUCCGAGGUAUAAAGACAUUAUACUAUUCUUCAAGUGAUUUGGCUAGUCGACUGCGCUCCCUGUUGAUAUAUCCAUCUACCGGCGGAACGGCAUAUAAUCAAUCAAUCAAUCCAUCAAUCACUCAAGCAAUCCCUUGGUUGCGAAAAGGUCGAAACAACUACCACCACCUGUUGAUUUGACUCACUCCCUAGACAAAGACAUCGAGAGACAUACACUGCUGUGUAUCCGAUCGAGGGCAACAUUCGUGCUCGGCUUAUUCCAUAUAUAUCCCCUCGAGACAUACCUUCCUUCCGUCCGCCCGCCCAGCCGUCCGUCCGUCCCUCUGCUCUUCGCAGGCCGGUCAUUCAACUCAACUCUUGCUCUGUCUUAUCCGAUCCGGAGCCGGCAUUCAACGGAAGACUCAGUCGAUCGCAUCGAGCGUUGGUAGAUUUUGUGCACAAUGCGGGACGGUGGAUUGGGGCGGUUGCAGAAGAGGAUGAGGCGGUUUGGUGAUUCGUUGAAUCCGGAUGAUGCCUACCUUAGCUAUCAUGAUAUUCGUUUAACAAGAGAAGACAUGCAGUCUCUCAAAAAUGACUGGCUCACGGAUAAUAUCAUCUCCUUCUGGGAGGAAUAUCUAGAGCGCGAAUUCCUCACCCAAUACAAAUCCUCCAACAUCGUCCUCCUCCGCCCCAGCAUGUCCUUCAUGAUCCUGCAAACCCCCAACCCGCAUUCCCUCCGCGAAGCCCUCCCUGACUUCACGCAAACAACGCACGUCUUCCUCCCGAUAAACGACUGCCGCAACGUCACAGAAGCCGAAGGCGGCACGCACUGGUCCCUACUCCUGAUCUCCAUCGUCGACGGGAUAGCCUUCCACUACGACUCCCUGCCCCCGGGGAACUACUGGGAAGCGCGAGCAGUGACGACCAAGUUCGGGACGCUCCUCAACCGGCCGAUUCGCUUCGUGCAUCUUGAGGACUCGCCAAUGCAGGAAAACGGCAGCGAUUGCGGCGUGUUCGUGUGUCUCAGCAUGCGACAUCUGCUCCUCAAGAGACUCUUAACGGCUAACGCCAGCGAAAAAGUCAGCAUGAGUCUGGGGGGGAGAAAGGUUGACGCCCGGUCUGGGCGUAAGGAAAUUGCCAAGAUUAUUGAAGGGUUUCGAAAAGAGGGCGAGAGACGUCGAUCAGCAAGUCUCAGCCCGGCAGGAAACAAAUCCAACAGUCCACCCCGCAUCGAAUGAUUUAACAAUGUCCACUAUUGGUUAGCAGUAACGGCAUGACAUGGCAAGAAAGCACAGAGAGAAAAGAAAAAAACAGAAAAGAAAAAGAGUAUAAGGGGUUCAUACCGGCGCUUUUUAUUUAUAUCAUAUCAUUACUUUUGUUAUUUUGCUUGAUUUGUUUCUUUUUCCUUUGGUUGAGAACGGGGGAUGGAUGUGGAAGGAUAGGAUGGGAUGGGAUGGUAUGGCAUUAAUUGACUGGGCUGGCCCACACGCACACACGCGCACACAGUGAUGGAAUGAAUGGUGCUUGGCACUUGAUACAUAAACAGCAUAGCAUAGCACAUGGCAUAUGGCAUUGUUUCUUGUUUAAAUGAUGAAUUAAUAAUGCAAUGCAUAUCAGUAUG
Molecule: messenger RNA, 1653 nt
Organism: Aspergillus candidus
Lineage: Eukaryota; Fungi; Ascomycota; Eurotiomycetes; Eurotiales; Aspergillaceae
Product: Ulp1 protease family protein
Exons: 7
Coding region: 494-1270 (258 amino acids)
Biological process (GO): proteolysis
Molecular function (GO): deNEDDylase activity; cysteine-type peptidase activity
Source: RefSeq, a predicted model, not a curated record